AAGGACGCGUCUGAGGGCUGGGGAGCCUCCCCUCCCCUCCCGCGCCCAGCGCCGAGGUCUCCUCCUAAUUGGCCCGCCAGCUUCACCCGGGGAGGAAACGGGCGCGCCGUCAGAACUGGAGCACCAGCACUAGCGGCAGUGGCAGCGAGAGGGGCAGGAGGGAGGCGGCGCAGGCACCGCGGCCCCUUUCCAACGCCAGCGCUUGGCUGCCUUCCCGGCUGGGCAGGGCGAGGAAGCCGGCCACCCUCGGCGGACGGGAGCCCCACCGACCUCGCGGAGGGCUCUCGGGACACGCUGGGGGGCUCCGGACCGCCCGGGAGGAGCCGCACGCCCGAAGGCGGGGAGGCGAAGGCGCUCCCCGAGGCGGCUCCGCGGACCGUGCCCGCCUCCCGCUCCGCUCGGCGGCCAGGCGAGGCGGCGCCGGCCGCGUGGCUGGGCGAGCAAGGGGCCGCGGGCAACAGCGGAGGCGCUGCGGAGGGGAGGAACCCGCCGCGGGAGCCAGCAAGCGGCCCGGCGCCCCGAUGGAGCCGGCGCCCUUCCCGCACCCGCUGGCCGCCGAGGCCGAGCCUGGUCCCGGGCCGGGUCGGCCGGGCGGCGAGAAGCGUUUCCGACUCUGGUACGUGGGCUGCUCGAGCCUGGACCGGCGAGCCACGCUGCCCAUGUUGCCCUGGCUGAUGGCCGAGGUCCGGCGGCGCAGCCAGAAGCCCGAGCCGGGCGCGCCCCCGGCGCGGGAGGUGCUGCUGUUGCUGGGCGCGCCCACCCUGCGCUGCGUGCCCUCCUCGCCCGGCGGCGCCCCCGGGCCGGCCGUCUUCAUCUUCGAGCACAAGGCGCAGCACAUCUCCCGCUUCGUCCACAACAGCCAGGACCUCACCUACUUCGCCUACCUGAUCAAGGCGCAACCCGACGACCCCGACUCGCCUGUCGCCUGCCACGUCUUCCGGGCCACCGACCCCAACCAGGUUCCAGAUGUUAUCAGUAGUAUAAGACAGGCUUCCAAAGCAGCCCUCAAAGAAGAUGUGAAGCCCAAUAAAGAAAAUGAAGAUGCCUUCUACAACUCCCAAAAAUUUGAGGUCCUCUAUUGUGGGAAGGUGACAGUGGCCCACAAAAAGGCCCCCUCCUCCCUCAUCGACGACUGCAUCGAGAAGUUCCACCUGCACGAACGUCAGCGCCUGAAGCUGCUCAGCGAGCACGGCAGCACGGAGUCCAGCGUGGACCUCAUGACAUGGGAAGAUGGACCCUCUUCCCCCUUGGACAGUCCCUUUCAGGAGAUGGAGGGUUCCAGUGGAGGCACCCAGGGGAUGUUCAUCGUGGGCAGCCAGACCAACCUGGCCAGUUUGACCAGCUGCCGGACCUCUUUCCCAGAGCGGAUCCUGGAGGACUCAGGAAUGGAGGAACAGCUGGAAUUCCGUUCUCGCUGCAGCAGCGCUGCCAGCCUGCAGAGGAGAGCUCAGGAGAAUAACUCCAAGCCUUCAUCCCGAAGGCGCCAUGCCAGCGCCCCGAGCCACGUCCAGCCCUCAGACUCUGAAAAAAACAGGACAAUGUUGUUUCAGGUGGGUCGGUUUGAAAUUAACCUCAUCAGUCCAGACAGCAAAUCCGUUGUGUUGGAGAAGAACUUCAAAGACAUCUCCUCAUGUUCUCAGGGCAUAAAGCACAUCGAUCAUUUUGGUUUUAUAUGUCGAGAAUCUACUGAACCUGGAAUAAGCCAGUAUGCUUGCUAUGUCUUCCAAUGUGCAAGUGAAUCUCUGGUGGAUGAGAUAAUGCUGACUCUGAAGCAAGCCUUUAGCACGGCAGCAGCCCUGCAGAAUGCCAAGACCCAGGUCAAACUGUGCGAGGCCUGUCCGAUGCACUCCCUGCACAAGCUGUGCGAAAGGAUUGAAGGACUUUAUCCACCAAGAGCCAAGCUCGUGAUUCAGAGGCACCUGUCUUCUCUCAGCGACAACGAACAGGCUGACAUCUUUGAGCGUGUUCAGAAAAUGAAGCCAGUGAGUGACCAGGAAGAAAACGAGCUGCUGAUUUUCCAUCUACGCCACUUGUGUGAGGUGAAGCAAAAGACCCACAUUCACGUUGACGAGGCCCCGAUGAAUGCGUCUAAUAACACAAUCCCAGAAAACAGCACCAGUAGUGGAAGAUUCACCCUGGAUAUCCUGAAGAACAAAGCCAAGAAAUCCUUAACCAGCUCUCUCGAAAACAUCUUCUCCAGGGGGGCCAGUCGCAUGCGUGGUCGCCUGGGGAGCACGGAGAGCUUUGAAAGGUGCAACCAUCUCACUUCUGACAAAGACUUCUCCUCUGGGGACUCCCCGCCCUCCACGCCGCCGGCAUCUCCCGUCGCCUUGGCCGGGCACCCCUUUCCCGAAGAGGACUCCGACUCUCCCCAGUUCAGGAGACGCGCCCACACAUUUAGCCACCCACCCUCCGCUUCCAAGAAGAGGAUCACUUUCCAGGAUGGACGGUCUCAAAGCGUCCGGUCGCCCCUCCUGAGGCAGAACUCAGCCGAACAGAGCAGGCUGGCAGUUGCCCGACGUACCCGCAGUGAGAGUGAGUCUUCGGUGCCUCCCAGUCUCCCUUCUUCUUUCUCUGCCCCUUCUUUCCUGAAAAGCUUGUACCAGAGUUCUGGGAAGCCGUCUUCUCCACCAGAAGGUGAUCCCCCCAGGAGCGAUGUGGAGAAAAGGAAGAGGACUUCCUCAGUCUGCAGCAGUGACUCUCUAAAUGCUGGGGGUCUCACCCUGGCCCCCCGUCGGAUUUCCUGGCGGCAGAGGAUCUUCCUAAGGGUGGCAUCACCCAUGAAGAAGUCUCCUUCAGCCAUGCAGCUGCAAGAUGGCUGUGAUGAAAAAGAACUGCUGCCGUUAUCCCCGCAUCCACCGUCUUUUGACGAAGUUCCCCUGGUUUCCAUCUUGCAAAAUGAGGAUGUCCAAGAUCAGACCGGAGAGAAGAAGAAGUCAGUGGAGCUGCAGAGCCUGUGGAGAAAAGCGAUCCACCAGCAGAUCCUUCUCCUCCGGAUGGAGAAGGAAAACCAAAAACUGGAAGAAGCGAGCAGAGAUGAGCUGCAAUCCAGGAAAGUUAAACUGGACUAUGAGGAAGUAGGAACCUGUCAGAAGGAUGUUAUUAAUAUCUGGGACAAGAAACUGUUGAACUGCAGAGCCAAGAUCAGAUGUGAUGUGGAAGACAUUCAUACUACCCUGAAAGAUGGUGUCCCCAAAAGCCGCCGGGGAGAAAUUUGGCAGUUUCUGGCCGUGCAGCACCGCGUCAGACACCGGCUGCCGAAUAAGCAACAGCCUCCAGACAUCUCCUACCAAGACCUCCUGAAGCAGCUGACAGCGCAGCAACAUGCCAUCCUGGUGGACCUGGGAAGGACUUUCCCCACCCAUCCCUACUUUUCGGCUCAACUGGGCGCAGGGCAGCUCUCGCUCUUCAACCUGCUGAAAGCCUACUCUUUGCUGGACAAGGAGGUGGGCUAUUGCCAGGGCAUCAGCUUUGUGGCCGGCGUGCUGCUGCUCCAUAUGAGUGAAGAGCAAGCCUUCGAAAUGCUGAAAUUCCUCAUGUAUGAUCUCGGGUUCCGGAAACAAUACAGGCCCGACAUGAUGUCGCUGGAGAUCCAGAUGUACCAGCUGUCAAGGCUUCUUCAUGACUAUCACCGGGACCUUUACCACCAUCUUGAAGAAAACGAAAUCAGCCCAAGCCUGUAUGCCGCACCCUGGUUUCUCACUUUAUUUGCCUCACAAUUUCCUCUGGGAUUUGUAGCCAGAAUCUUUGAUAUUAUUUUUCUCCAAGGUACAGAAGUCAUAUUUAAAGUAGCGCUAUGCCUGCUCAGCACCCAGGAGGAACGCAUCAUGUCGUGUGAGACAUUUGAAAGCAUCGUGGAGUUUCUUAAAAACACUCUGCCAGACAUGACAGAGCCCCAGAUGGAGAAGAUAAUGGCCCAGGUGUUUGAAAUGGACAUUUCCAAGCAGCUUCACGCCUAUGAGGUGGAGUACCAUGUUCUGCAGGAUGAAUUGCAAGACAACCUGAGCCCUUGUGAGGAGAUUGAAGCUUCAGAGAAACUGGAAAGAGCCAACAGUCAGCUGAAGAGACAGAAUAUGGAUCUCUUGGAGAAACUGCAGGUUGCCCAUGCUAAGAUCCAAGGUGUGGAGUCCAACUUGGAAGCGGCCUUGAGAAGGGAGAGCCAGAUGAUGACUUUAAUCCAGUCCCUGGAGGAGGAAAAGGCUCUGUAUCAGAAGACCCUGGAGAAGAUCUGCAGCUACCUGCCCCAGGAAGCCCUGUCUGACUGUGAAGAGCUGCUGAAAAAAGUCAACUGUCAUCCAAACAAAUUCUAGAAGAAAGCCAUAAACGAGGUGUGGGGGGGGGAGGAGAGAGAGAGAGAGAAGAUGGUUUCUGCUCAUAGAUGGAAGGAAAGAAAUGGGUUGCUGAUGGAAAGGGGAUCGGCUUCAUUUCACAGGAUUCUGCAAGCAGUAGCCACAGUAGCUUAAAAGGCCUUUUUCAACCCCAAUAUGCAAAUCCCAAGUUCAUGUCUUUUUUUUUUUUAAUAACGCGUGUACAUAAUUUGCAGUGCAAAGAACGAAAGAUGGGUUCUAAUGAAGAAGAUCAGGUGUAUAUUUAGGACUGAUCUAAAUGGGGGAAACCGGUGAAAUUUGAGACUGCUUGUAACUUAAAUGUUGAAGACUCCACUUUCUCUCAGUAAGGAAGGCGUGGGGGUCUUUUCUAUACGCUGAUCAACACUUGAAAAAAUAAAAUAAAAAGCAAGAAUGUAUGUCCACCUCCAAAAAGCAGCACAGGUCCCAGCUGAGGUGCUGGGUGGGGGUGCUGUGCAUGUGUGCUUCCUGUCUGUGGGGUGGGGGGUGGGGGUCCGUUUCUAAAGUUCCUCAGGGAAGAUUGCUCGUCCUUCCUUUUCGCGGGAACAGUUGUGUUCCUGCGGACACACAACUCACUCUCCUCCUCUCCCUUCAGGGGGACCUGGUGAUGGUUGAUGCUGUCAUGUCUGCCCAAAAGUCACCAAUUCCCUAUCCAGAAAAGCAAGCAAGGAAGGCAUAUCGGUGACCCCUUCACUCCCCCUUCCUUGUGAGACAGUGAAAGCAGUGAGUGGGUGGGUGGCAGUGUGUCAUAAAGCAGGUAGGACUUUCCAAGCCAACUCUUCUCCUGUGGAAAGUCACAAACUCUUGGGAUUGAGUCCUUGGGAUUCCUGACUUGAAGGAUUUAGUUUGGUUAAGGGGAUCCUCACUGUUGAAUGCUGUCCUUAUCUUAGUAUCUUGUAGCAUCUUCUUCAUGCUCUGAGAUUUAGGUCACCAUUCGGACAGCCCGUUUCCCUUCAGCAAUGGCUCAGCGAUGCCGUGAAGCACUACAAGUCCUGAGAAGGGGAAUGGCCACCAUUUAAACAUGAUGGGUGGAGUAGCCUUCAGCCAAAUGCCGGAUUCUGUAGCUUGAUUCCAUUUGGCCAAGGAAGCCCUGUAAGAUCUCCCUGCUUCCUCAAUUGUCCAGCUUUCCCCCCCCCCCGCCUCAAAUGUUAGUAUUCCUUCCACAGGGAAGAUCCCAUAAACCUUCAUCGUUGCACCUGCAACAGAAGAACAUACAGAUUGUCACCGAAUUAAUACUAAGGGGAGUAGUGCCUCCCUACAUGGUAGUUUGUACAUUUCAGAACAUGUCUGUUCCCUCCUCUUCUUUUUAAGAAGCAUUAAGUAGCAGAGUUUCGGCUUCUUGAAAAUCCAGCAGUUUCUGGGGUCAUGUUGAUUGUUUUUAUCAUUAUUAUCAUCAUGUUCUGCUCUGCCUAUUUCUUAAGUAUGUUUGUUUUUGGAAGCUAUUUCUGCCAUGCAGACCAGACACUGAAGUCAACAUUUGAUCUAUCAAAAUUAUGAAACUAGCAACACAAGAAAUAUGUUUUGGAACAUGUUAUCCCCGCAUUGGGGAAUGACUUGUUGUAUUUCUCUAGCUGCUUUCUCUAAAAUUGUGCCAAAUUCAGCCAAGUGUCUUACUUGUACAAGGCACAGGUGUGGAUGAAAGUGCUUCCAUUGUGUCAUGUAUUGAGUUAUGCAAACAACCAAGGAAAAUACAGUUGACGUUCUCCUUCCACUGCUCCAGUAUAAGUCCAACCCACAUCCCUUUUUUCGUUUCUUGUUCAUAUAAUUUCUUAGCUUUUCCUGGGCAGAGUCCCAAAGGAAAAGCAAAUGCAUGGCAAGACACUGCCCUAAUUUCAUCUUUGCAUGGGAGAUUUCCCAAAGAUUGUGCGUCUGGCAUUUUCUUGCUGCUGCUUAUCAAAUCAACAGGAUCACACCAAACCUGGCAAAGUUACAGAAACAUUACACUUUAUCAGUUGGAGGGAAAAUGUGUUGUUUCCUUGCAAUUUCAUUUGGGGCCGUCUUAUGCGCGCAGAAUUGGUCUCCGAGAAUUGUGUGCCAGGGGUCUGAGUUAUUAAGGCGCGCAAGACUUAAAACACGCACACACACACACACAAAGGUUUCACGCUAUGUUGGUUUCAUUGACUUGUUCAUGUUGUCACAUGGAAAAUUUUCCAAUAAAUGCCAUUGCUGCA
Molecule: messenger RNA, 6517 nt
Organism: Crotalus tigris (Tiger rattlesnake)
Lineage: Eukaryota; Metazoa; Chordata; Lepidosauria; Squamata; Viperidae
Gene: TBC1D4
Product: TBC1 domain family member 4
Exons: 21
Coding region: 522-4310 (1262 amino acids)
Source: RefSeq, a predicted model, not a curated record